AUGAUUCUCUUUAUUUUUGCAAUUCUGUUUCACUUUGGAAUUCAAUCCAUUGGAAGUACAGCAAGCAAUUCCAUAUUGGACUGCAAUGCAGUGGCUGCCCAUUUUAACAAUACUUGUAGUGGAGUGGCCGUUAGCAGCAUUACUGCUACUACGGGUACCAAUGUGUCAUGUAGCUCAGGCUUCACUAGUACAACAUGUCCCGGUACAAUGUACGGCACUACAUGUGUAUUUCAACACAAGCUAUGUGUCACUUGCUCUGGCAGUACAACUAUUCGUAUUCGUGUUCAGUCGAAUGGGUUGCCACGUUUUUGUCCUAAUGUACCUGCAAAAAUGAGUGAAUUGAAUGUUGAUUUUGAAGUGAAUUUCAAUCCUGAUGUAAACAUCAAUUCUCCUACACACAAUCCAACAACUGAAUCACAGCUGAACUCAAUCGUGUGCAAUAUCAGUAAUCAAGCAUCUGUGCCAUCUGCAUCUAAUUACGUAUCUAAGAGCAGUUCUGAUUCUUUCAACACACUUGCUGGUAUCAGCGUUGAUGGUGUCACAAUUUUAAACGUAAACAGUGCUAAUAACGUUGAUCCAUUUUAUCCAGCUGGAAACUUUACACCAGAGUCAGUCGAUGCAUGUUUAGGACAUCCAAAUCCAUCAAACAAUGGCUAUCAUUAUCAUAUUGCAUCAGGUUGUGCACUGAAUCCGCCCACUGGAAAGAUUGCGUCCUGUAAGAAUACUCCCGCUUGUAAUGCCAGUGUUGCUAACUACACAAUAUCAACAUUUUCGUCGUAUCGUACUUUGACUGUGAUUGGAAUAGCCAAAGAUGGACAUGUUAUUUAUGGACCCUACAACUCAAACGGCCAAGAAGUAACAAGUGGUUUCGAUAUAUGCAAUGGUAUGUUUUAUGAUUCUAUUGGGAAUUAUGCCUAUUUUGCUACGCGAACAUAUCCGUAUAUAACGGGUUGUUUUGGUCCUGGUAAUUAUCCAAGUGUCCUUCCAAGUUGUACAACGAAUAAACCUAAGGCAUAUACAAAAUCAAGUUAUGCUCUUAAAUAA
Rotaria sp. Silwood1 is the source of this 1044-nucleotide messenger RNA. The record is from the annotation of a GenBank genome assembly. NCBI's taxonomy places the organism in Eukaryota, Metazoa, Rotifera, Eurotatoria, Philodinida, Philodinidae.